Messenger RNA from Knipowitschia caucasica, 1371 nucleotides. NCBI's taxonomy places the organism in Eukaryota, Metazoa, Chordata, Actinopteri, Gobiiformes, Gobiidae. The record is from the annotation of a GenBank genome assembly.
AUGGCCAAGUUUAAUCCUCCCGCAAACUUUUCCUUCGAGAAGCCAACAGAGUGGCCAGAUUGGAAGCAACGGUUUGAGCGGUACAGGAUUGCGACAAAACUAGACAAAGACGAUGGGAAAGUGCAGGUGAGCUGCCUUAUCUAUGCAAUGGGCGCUGAAGCCGAGAACAUUUUCAAGUCAUUCACGUUCGCUGCAGUCGAGGACCGUGAUAAAAUAGAGAUUGUAAUGGCAAAAUAUGACGAGUAUUUUUUUCCGCGGAGGAACGUGAUACAUGAGAGAGCAUGUUUUCACCAGCGCGUCCAACGGCCAGGCGAAAAGGCAGAGAGUUUCAUACGAGCAUUUUAUGAGCUCUCAGAGCAUUGUGAAUUUGGAGUUACCAGGGAAGAGCACAUCCGUGACCGCAUCGUUGUCGGGAUCAUGGACAAGGAACUUUCCCGCAAACUCCAGCUCAUGUCGGACCUUACGUUAACGCUCACGAUACAAAAUGUGAGACAAUCAGAGGAGGUCGCGGCUCAAGUAUGCCUGCAGGGAGACACAACAGCAGCGCGGAAAACGCUAGAGACGCUGGAGGGUCUGGAGGGAGUCGAGGUCUUCAUGGAUGACAUCCUGGUGUAUGGAGUCACAAUGGAGGAACACGACGCUCGUCUAAACAAAGUCAUGCGUCGCAUUGAAUCAACUGGCCUAAAGCUCAGCAAAGAAAAGUGCUCCCUGAGACAAAGCCAGCUGAGAUUCCUGGGUCAUCUGAUUGACCGUUCCGGGGAUCAAUCACAGAAGUUUAGAGACAUGUGUGACGAGGCCACCCGUCGUGUAGUGGCUCAGAUCCCGCUGCUGAAGACCCCGGCGGGCCCUCGGGAGCCGGCACUGUGGCCCUCCCGCCUGAAGGAGGAGUAUGGAGCUCUGAUCAGAGCCGUGGAGCUGAACAAGGCCUCAGACUCAGACUGGUUUAGACUUGAAUCCAACUCUGACGGAACCAAGUGGAGCGGGGUCUGUUGGGUCAUCCACGAACUACUGAAGUACGAGCUGCAGCUGGAGGUGCAGCUCACCGUCACGUACCCUACCACGGCCCCUGACCUGGUGCUGCCGCAGCUCGAGGGGAAGACGGCGAAGAUGUAUUCUGGAGGAAAGAUCUGUCUGACGGAGCACUUCCACCCUCUGUGGGCGCGCAACCAGCCGCGCUUCGGGAUCGCACACGCUCUGGCCCUCGGCCUGGGGCCCUGGCUCGCUGUGGAGGACCCCCGAGGGCCCCUGAGACCUGAGAGAGAAGUCCACAACUACCACAAAAUACUCCUCCUACUGUGUCACAGGGGACUCAGAGAAGUCUGCUCCAUCUCAGUGUUUCCUCGAGAUCAGCAGGAGGUGGAGAUCAGGUGA